Lutzomyia longipalpis is the source of this 1526-nucleotide messenger RNA. Its product is annotated as G2/mitotic-specific cyclin-B-like. Gene Ontology annotation, cellular component: nucleus; cytoplasm; cyclin-dependent protein kinase holoenzyme complex. The coding region runs from base 121 to 1434 and encodes 437 amino acids. Gene Ontology annotation, molecular function: cyclin-dependent protein serine/threonine kinase regulator activity. The record is from RefSeq and is a predicted model, not a curated record. Gene Ontology annotation, biological process: regulation of cyclin-dependent protein serine/threonine kinase activity; mitotic cell cycle phase transition. The transcript has 3 exons. NCBI's taxonomy places the organism in Eukaryota, Metazoa, Arthropoda, Insecta, Diptera, Psychodidae.
AGCUACAAAUCAACCAAUCAUCGUCCGUCAUUUUGUUUGCUUCACCAACGGCCUUUUAAAUCAGUUUGCUUGCGCUUGGUUUUAUAUUUUCUCGGAUUUUCCACAAUUUACACGUGAAUUAUGGCUACAAAAAAUCGCUUAGGAAGCGUAAAUGAGAAUGAGGCAGAUAAGGCCAACAGGAAGCUCUUGGUUAAGAAUGAAGCAGCUCCAAGACCGACCAGACGCGCUGCUCUUGGGGAAUUGAGCAAUAGAGUCCUUCGGUCAUCAUCAACCUCACUAAAAGAGGCUCAAGGGAAACUUCCGGACUUAAAGAAUGUAAAACCACGUGUGAAUACAUUCUGGAAGAAGGAAGAACUUCCAGGGAAAAUUCACAGGGCAAUUGUAAAGCCUUCCGAAGCAAAGAAACUACCCGGAAGUACGACUAAUUUGGCAAUUGUUAAACCCUUUGUGGCAAAAAAGGUGCCAAACUUGGAAAAACCAGCUCCCUUGGCACAACCUGAGACUGACUUCCAAACUGAACGCUCUGCAGUAGAGGGAUUUGCAACUGAUGCAUCUGAAUGCCAUUCAAAUAAUCUCCUGAGUGACGUGAUUGACAUCGAUGCCGGUGAUGAGGAUAGUCUCAUCCAUAUGACGGAAUAUGUGAAAGAUAUCUUCAGCUAUCUCGUAGAACUGGAAAAGAAGUUCCCAAUUGAGAAGGAAUAUAUGGCAAAACAUGAGGAUCUCACACCACGUAUGCGAAGUGUCCUUAUAGAUUGGAUUAAUGAGGUUCACUACCAAUUCCACCUUGUUCCGGAGACGUACCACAUGUGUGUGGCACUAAUUGAUCGAUACCUUCAGCAACGCAAGAAGCUUUCACGCAAACUCCUUCAGCUUGUUGGGAUUACUGCACUUCUUUUGGCCAGCAAAUAUGAAGAGGUCAUGCCUCCGUCAAUCUAUGACUUUGUCCACAUUGCCGACAAUUCCUACACAGACCGUGAAGUGCGGCAGAUGGAGAUGAGUAUGCUGCAGCGUAUGGAGUUCAAUCUCAGUCGUCCGCUGCCCAUUCACUUCCUGCGACGCUUCAGCAAAGCAGCCAAUGCUACGGAGAAUAUCCAUGGAGCAGCAAAGUACUUCCUCGAGCUCAUUUCCUUGGAGUACUCGAUGGUUCAUCUACGGCCAUCUCUCAUGGCAGCAGCCUCCAUCUAUCUGGCGCUUCGUCUUCUGCGUCCUACCGAAGAUGACAGCAGCGUGUGGACAAACACACUGGAAUACUAUACAAACUACACCGAAGGGGAAGUCCUCAAAGUUGCCAAGGAUGUUGCAUUGCUUGUGAUUGAGGCACCUGAUUCACGAUACAAGGCCGUCUUUUCAAAAUACAAACACAAGAAAUUGGGAGAAAUAUCUAUUUUGCCGGAAAUGAGCCAAGGCAUCAUCAAGACUAUCAUCAACAGCUAAAUUCAAAGCGCCUCACAAAAUUUUAGCGCAUUUUUUCUCUUUAACUUUUCAUUUAAUAUUUCACUCCCGUUUAAUAAAUGCUGACAAUUUAA